Impatiens glandulifera is the source of this 1154-nucleotide messenger RNA. RefSeq names its product protein LIGHT-DEPENDENT SHORT HYPOCOTYLS 4-like. Gene Ontology annotation, cellular component: nucleus. The record is from RefSeq and is a predicted model, not a curated record. The coding region runs from base 262 to 930 and encodes 222 amino acids. Gene Ontology annotation, biological process: response to light stimulus; mRNA transcription. NCBI's taxonomy places the organism in Eukaryota, Viridiplantae, Streptophyta, Magnoliopsida, Ericales, Balsaminaceae. The transcript has a single exon.
AGGCUAAAACCAUCCAUGAACAGUUAAUGUGUUGUAGCCUUUCAAAGGUUUUCUUUAGUAUUAAAUCAAACAUUUAUAUACAAACACAAAACCCUUUCUUUCCUUUUCUCUCUCUCUCUCUCUCUCACUCUCUCUCACACACUCUAUUCUAUCUCUCUUUCUCAUACCCUAGUCGAUCGCUGUCAUAUAAAAUUAUCUAAAUCCAACCCCCGAAAAUGGAUUUAAGGACUAAGAUCCUUACAAUAACUGUCUACCUCCAAAAUGGAAUCGAGCUCAUCCAAUGAUUUCAAACUAGAUCCAUCCAGAUUCAUAAAUAUUCUUCAUCAAAUCGAUCCCACAGUCAAAUUUACACAAAACAUGGAUUCCAACACUCUAGAAAUCAACAUUUCAAACCCACUCAUGACAUCCAUGAUCACCACUGUCAGCAGCAGCAGCAGCAACAGCCACUCGGCCGCAGCUCCGAUGACCUUCAGUCGAUACGAGAAUCAAAAACGCCGCGACUGGAACACCUUCGGCCAAUACCUUAAGAAUCAUCGCCCACCACUCUCUCUCUCUAGAUGCAGCGGCGCCCACGUUCUUGAAUUCCUCCGCUACCUCGAUCAAUUCGGAAAAACCAAAGUUCAUACACAAAUCUGCCCUUUCUUUGGUAAUCCAAACCCACCUGCCGCUUGCCCUUGCCCGCUUAGACAAGCUUGGGGUAGCCUAGAUGCCCUCAUCGGCCGCCUCCGCGCCGCCUACGACGAAAACACCGGAGCACCGCCGGAGUCUAACCCAUUUGGGGCCCGCGCCGUCCGUCUCUAUCUUCGAGAAAUCCGUGACUCUCAGUCCAAGGCUAGAGGAAUUAGUUACGAAAAGAAGAAACGAAAACGUCCCCCUCUUCCAGCUCCGCCGCCGUCCGGGAUCAUGUUUCCAUCUUCCACGACGAGCUGAUCAAAAUAUCACGGUAUCUUAUAUUUAAGACAUCUCUCUCUCUCUAUAUAUAUAUAUAUAUAUAUUCAAGUUUUAAUAUUCCUACAAAAAAACAGCUUCAUAUAUAUGCUAGAAUGAAUUAUAUGUGGGACGUUAGUGAUGUUUUAUUGAGAUUAUUGUGGUUGUUGCAGCUUCUUUCUUUAUGUUUUAAUUAAUUAAUGGUUAUUGAAAAAAAGACAUUUGAU